Molecule: messenger RNA, 1413 nt
Organism: Closterium sp. NIES-67
Lineage: Eukaryota; Viridiplantae; Streptophyta; Zygnematophyceae; Desmidiales; Closteriaceae
Source: the annotation of a GenBank genome assembly
CAUUCGCCGCUGAUUUUACCCUCCCUUCUGCAGCAACUCCUCUGCUGGACGGAUACACGCCAAUAGUGCGUCCGGCUGUUGCGGGUGUCUAGAAGACACACUCGUUGCGUCGCGUGAAAUUAGCGAAAGAGACAUUCGUAGUGGCCGCCCGGUCGUCCGGGCGUCAGCAGUCAGGUGACAGGGGUCAGGUGUCAGGGGUCAAGUCAGGGACCGCUGCUACUCUCUCGCCUGCUGGUUCCUCGGGUUUGUCUCGAGUCGACGGAGAUGAGCUCAUCCACGUGGAAUAGAUAGCUCAACACGGACCAAGCCGCGUGGGAUAGCAGAAUAGUGGAACCGCGUUGGGUCAGCGGAGCCGCGUGCCUUAGUCCAGCUUUUUACGAGCCGCGUGCGCUGGAUAUGGCGGUUAUUGCUACCUGAGUACGAUCAGUACUUACCGUUCCCUGCUCUUCACAGAUUCUUUUGUCGGUACGAGAUUCGCUGAUAGCGAGUCGACUUCAGGCGAGGACAGUUCUGGAUCGAGUAGUCGAGAUCGAUCCUGGUGUUCGGGUGACAGUGCCGGGGGAUGUCUUCGACGCUGUGCUUCGUUAUAGUGGGUCGCAAUGACUGUCCGCUCUACGAUGCCGAACUCGGCACCGCUCCCCGGCGCGACGAGGCGGCGCAUCUGCACCAGUUCAUAGUGCACGCCGCCAUAGACAUCGUGCAGGACGCCGUGUGGGCCACCAACAACAUGUACCUCAAGGCAGUGGACAAGUUCAACGACCUGCUCGUCUCCGUCUAUGUCACCGCUGCACAAACGAAGCUGCUGCUGUUGCAUGACGCGCGGAACGAGGAUGGGAUCAAGAACUUCUUCCAGGAAGUUCAUGAGCUUUACAUCAAGGUGCUCAUGAACCCGCUCCAUGUCCCUGGCUCCAAGAUCAUAUCAACGGUCUUUGACGCUAGAGUCAGGGCUCUAGCCAAGAGGCACCUUUGACACAAUUCCGCACACUCCUCAGAACAUUGUGUCAACCACAAUACUGCGCUGCUUUGAUUGAUCUGUUUUUGAGGCGCCUAAAAAAUAGACACAAUACCGCACACUCCUCAGAACGUCGUGUCAACCACAAUGCUGCGCUGCUUUGAUUGAUCACCGCUGCGCUUCUCUUCUCUCUCAACCUGCUGGGGAAGCAACAGUUCUCCCCCUGUCGUGUCAUCCUCCCCAGGGCCUCAGAUUGGCUUUAAGGUACCCUGAUUGCUCAGGGUCCCCCCCCCCCCCCCCCUUUCCCCUGGUUUUUCAGGACUACAUUUUUUUUUUUGGCUGAGCUAACAGGGGUGGUUAAAAAAAAAUCCUGAGUAAACAGGGUUGCACGCUAGAAUGGCGCUGAACAUCAACACUAGCGAAUACCGUAUUUGAAACAAGCAUAAAAUAAGCAUAAUCUA